AUGACAAGCGAAACAGCCACAGCCAUGUCUGCCGUUGCGUCCAGCCAAUCUGGUGACGUUGGCAAGGAUACCUCUGGUCCAUCUCGCCGUCCAAACAUCUCACCUGGCGGUACAAUCGGUCCUGCGAAUACCAGAGAUGUAGGCACCCAGACCGACGAUUUUACCCUAGCUUCGUUUUUGGUCUAUCGUAGAGGACUAGAGGCGGUGCCGCCAUCGCCGCUUCGUGGUACAAAUGGCAGACACUCGUCUGACCCAACACCUCCAUCUCCAAUUUCGAUUUCAAGCGACGAGGAAGAGGAAAGCAACGAUACUGGCGGUCUUCAUGCCAACCCUCAAGACGUCAAUGCCAAUGCCCUUGAAGACAAUGACUCCGACUCCUCUGACGAUACUGACAGUUUUGCUGGCAUGGAUAAUGAUUACGAAAGACAAAAGUUUGUUAUUGAGCGGCUCCAGAUGAUGCAGGACGACUACUACAAACGCGGCAAUGAUACGUGGCAUCACUGA
Messenger RNA from Fusarium pseudograminearum CS3096, 504 nucleotides. RefSeq lists its product as uncharacterized. NCBI's taxonomy places the organism in Eukaryota, Fungi, Ascomycota, Sordariomycetes, Hypocreales, Nectriaceae. The transcript has a single exon. The record is from RefSeq and is a predicted model, not a curated record. Bases 1 to 504 code for a protein of 167 amino acids.